AUGUCAACAGAAGGAAGUGGAGAAACUCCUUCGACUGUACCAAGUCUGCCAGGAGCGCCAGAGCAAACAUAUCUCUUCCCGAAAGUGAAAGGACAUUCAAGAUCUAUCAGUCAUGGAGGGGUGCCAAUGUUGGCAGGAAACCCGACGAGCGCACGGCCAGCUCUCAAAUCGGCCAUGCGAGGUCAUCAACGUGCGCUGUCCCAUGGCCAGAUCGGCGAAGGGCCGCGAGCCGCGACCGCCUCCGGCCACAGUAGGACCGGCAGUCGCACAGACUUCAUUCUACCACCAGGACACAGGGAGCCCGCGCCAGCCAGCACCCAGCCCCGUCUGUCUUCAGUUCGAGGUCACCACUCCCGUCAAGCAUCACGCUCCGACUCCAUUUACACCUUACGUCGAGCCUCUGUGGUAGCACCCUGGCGUCGCGCCGUCUUCUGGCUCAUGCGCCGCCAGCAACCUGCCGUCGAUAAUAGACACUUAAUAGUGAUCCCAAAUCACCUAGUUCCCGACAAAACACCCCCUAAAGACCAUCCCAAUGGACAAAGAUGCAAUAACAAAAUCAGGACUACUAAAUACACCCUACUCUCAUUUAUACCAAAAAAUCUCUUUGAACAAUUCCAUAGGAUUGCAAAUGUUUACUUUAUUUUUAUAGUGUUGUUAAACUGGGUGCCAGCUAUCAAUGCUUUUGGCAAGGAAGUGGCAAUGCUACCAGUGUUAUUUGUGCUUGGUGUUACCGCUAUCAAGGACCUCUUUGAGGAUCGCCGGAGACACCUCUCAGACAAGAGAAUUAAUAAUUCUUUUUGCAGAGUCUACAAAAAGUCAAUGGAAAGGUACGUGCGAGUGAAAUGGCGAGACGUACGCGUUGGUGAUCUAGUCCACCUCUCGAACAACGAAGCUGUACCAGCUGACAUGGUGCUGCUGCACUCCUCGAACCCACUGGGAAUCUGUUACUUGGACACUUGCAACCUCGACGGCGAGACGAACUUGAAACAACGAAUCGUCGCACCGGGAUUUCGAGACAAACAACUAGAAUUUAAUCCAAUGAAGUUCAAAAGUUCUGUUGAAGUAGAACGACCCUCUACUAAAAUAUACAGAUUUACUGGAACGAUUGCGCAUCCUAAUGGCGGUCGCGUGCCUCUUAAUUCAGAGAAUCUUCUUUUACGAGAAUGCACGAUUAAGAAUACAGACUACGUCGAAGGAAUCGUCGUUUACGCAGGACAUGAAACCAAAGCUAUGCUCAACAACGGAGGACCGAGAUAUAAAUGUUCGAAACUAGAACGAAAAAUGAACACAGACGUCAUAUGGUGUGUGCUCGUCCUACUUUUCCUUUGUUGCGCUGGAGCGGUCGGAUGCAAAGUGUGGUUAGAUCAGUACAGUCCAUUUCUAAUUAAAUACACGCCCUUCAUACCCUACGCAGAAAAACCGGCAUACGAAGGUUUGCUUAUUUUUUGGACUUACAUUAUAGUGCUGCAAGUCAUGAUACCAGUUUCCCUCUACGUGACCAUUGAAAUGACGAAACUUUUACAAGUGUACCACAUCCAUCAGGAUAUUGAGAUGUACGACGCAGAAACGAACACACGAACGGAAUGUCGCGCGUUAAAUAUAACAGAAGAGUUAGGGCAGAUCAGCUACCUGUUCAGUGAUAAAACGGGGACCUUGACAGAAAAUAAGAUGGUGUUCAGGCGAUGCACGGUAGGGGGAGUUGACUAUGAUCACCCGCCCGGGCCUGACGCGGAGCCCUCGUCCUCUUUACCUCCUAUCGUUACUCCAAUAACAAAAGUAUCGCCGAACAGAAGAAUGCUUCAACAUUUACUAGAUAGCAACGAUGCUCAGCAUACCCAAAAGGUCCGGGAAUUUCUCUUAAUCCUCGCGGUGUGCAACACAGUAGUAGUCAGCCAGCCGCACGUGGACGCUAUGCAACUCUCCAGUUCUAGCAGUGACCAGUUCCGCUCGCAGAAGGCUGCAAGGUCGAACGGCACUUUACGAUCCAACGAUAAGUACGCUAGAUUAACUGAAUCUCGGUCCACCACGCCGUCACCUCCGCCGUCCACCACUUCGCCCCUACGCCUGCGCUUGCCAAAACUACCGUUCGGCAGUCGGGAAGAAAGCGUCAGUGAACCAAGCACUUCGGCUGAAAUACAGAUAGCACGUUUCGAAGCUGAAAGUCCAGAUGAGUUGGCCUUAGCUGAAGCGGCGUUAGCUUAUGGUUACGAGCUGCGGGGUCGGUCGCCCGAUGACGUGGAACUGGGCAUACGCGGGGAACUUACACACCUUAAAGUACUACGAGUGCAGCAAUUCGAUUCUAAUAGGAAAUGCAUGUCCGUUGCUCUAAGAACACCCACGGGGCAGGUCGUCUUAUACGUGAAGGGUGCAGAUAAUACCGUGUUAGGAGCUUUAGCACCAAUGCGAGCUGGAUCCGCAGAAGCGGCUGCUUAUGAAAGAACUAGAUCGCUCUUGUCAGAAUACUCACGUGCGGGUCUACGUACGUUAGUCAUGGCUAAACGUACCAUGCAACCCGCACUUUGGGAAGAGUGGUUGGCUGGACAUGCAAGAGCUUGUGAAAUUGGAGAAGGUAGAGAAAAACGUAUUCGAGAUUCGUUAGCGCGAUUAGAAAGCGCUCUGACCCUUGUCGGAGCUACUGGUGUAGAAGAUCGCCUGCAAGAAGAUGUGCCGCGGACUGUGCGGGCGUUACUCGACGCGGGCAUUGUCGUGUGGGUGCUGACCGGCGACAAACCUGAAACUGCCAUAAAUAUUGCCUACUCUGCAGCCCUGUUUUCGCAGAGUGAUCGUCUUCUCCAUUUGAUGUCACGGGAUAAAGAGCACGCGGAGUCCACGAUCCAGGGCUACCUGCAGGGCGCGGCGGCGGGCGGCGGCGCGCUGGUGGUGGACGGGCGCACGCUCACGUACAUCCUGGACCGGCGCUCCGGCCUCGUGGCGCCCUUCCUGUCGCUGGCGCGCCGCUGCUCCGCCGUGCUGUGCUGCCGCGCCACGCCGCUGCAGAAGGCUUACAUCGUCAAGGCAGUAAAGGAAGAAUUAGGAGUCACGACUUUGGCUAUAGGCGACGGAGCAAACGAUGUAUCGAUGAUUCAAACGGCCGAUGUUGGAGUCGGGCUAUCGGGACAGGAAGGUCGUCAAGCAGUAAUGGCGUCAGACUUCGCGCUUUCUCGCUUUAAGUUCAUCGAAAGGCUCCUGUUGGUGCACGGACAUUGGUGUUACGAUCGCCUCGCUCGGAUGAUUUUGUACUUUUUCCUUAAAAAUGCCACGUUCGUGUUCAUAGUGUUCUGGUACCAGCUGUACUGCGGGUUCUCGUCGUCGGUGAUGAUCGACCAGCUGCACCUCAUGGCUUACAACCUCGCCUUCACCGCCUUCCCGCCUAUUGUCAUCGGCGCGUACGACCGCGCGGCGCCCGCGGCGCUGCUGCUGGAGCGGCCGGGCCUGUACGGCGCCAGCCGCCGCGGCCGCGCCUACCGCGCGCACUCCUACUGGCUGGUGCUGGCCGAGUCCGUCUACGUCUCCGUCGUGGUCUUCUUCACCGCGGCCGCCGCCUACUGGGACUCGGACGUCGACCUGUGGCUCUUCGGCCUCGCCAACAUGACCUGCUGCCUCGUCAUCAUGCUGCUCUACGUCGCCAUCGAGACUAGGAGCUGGACGGUGAUCCACCUGCUGGCGCUGACGGGGUCGCUGGGCUCGUUCUUCGCGUUGACUCUGGUGUACCAGACGGUGUGCGUGACGUGCUUCAAGCUGCCGUCCACGUACUACGUGAUGCACCACGCCUUCGUCGAUCCCGUCUACUGGCUCGUGGUCGUUUUGACCGCUGUCACUGCGCUCGCGCCGAGGCUGGCGUGGCACGCGGCGCGCAACUCCGCGCGGCCGGGCGCGCUGCGCCGCGCCGUGCUGGCGCGGCGCCGCCGCGCGCGCCCCUACGCCGCGCACUACCACACGCCCUCCGCCUCCGCGCACGUCUACAGGCCGACGGACGAGGACGGCUUGCAGAAGGCGCCGGACGUGGCGGCGGUCACGUGA
This is a messenger RNA of Melitaea cinxia (Glanville fritillary), 4020 nucleotides long. Its product is annotated as phospholipid-transporting ATPase VA. Bases 1 to 4020 code for a protein of 1339 amino acids. The transcript is spliced from 16 exons. Gene Ontology annotation, molecular function: magnesium ion binding; ATP binding; ATPase-coupled intramembrane lipid carrier activity. The record is from RefSeq and is a predicted model, not a curated record. Gene Ontology annotation, biological process: phospholipid translocation. Gene Ontology annotation, cellular component: plasma membrane. Lineage: Eukaryota; Metazoa; Arthropoda; Insecta; Lepidoptera; Nymphalidae.